This is a messenger RNA of Sphaeramia orbicularis (orbiculate cardinalfish), 2857 nucleotides long. RefSeq names its product hypermethylated in cancer 2 (gene hic2). Gene Ontology annotation, molecular function: protein binding; DNA-binding transcription factor activity, RNA polymerase II-specific. Gene Ontology annotation, biological process: regulation of transcription by RNA polymerase II. NCBI's taxonomy places the organism in Eukaryota, Metazoa, Chordata, Actinopteri, Kurtiformes, Apogonidae. The record is from RefSeq and is a predicted model, not a curated record. Gene Ontology annotation, cellular component: nucleus. Bases 185 to 1924 code for a protein of 579 amino acids. The transcript has 2 exons.
GUCAGGGGUGAGGAAGCCUAACGUCAUAAGCUUGCAACAUGGCGUCCCGAAGGCUGUGAGAUGAGCAAGAGGAUGGUAAAGAACGCUUGAGAACGAUCCUACCAAUGAAUUAAGCUUCAGGUGGUGCUCGUGUAGGAAGAGAGAGAGAGCGAGAGUGAGCGAGAAGGACAGACGGAAGGUGGAAAUGGAACUGCCAAAUCAUGCCAAACAACUGCUGCUGCAACUCAACCAACAGAGAGCCAAGGGCUUCCUGUGUGAUGUUAUCAUCGUGGUGGAGAAUGCUCUAUUCCGUGCCCACAAGAACAUCCUGGCAGCGAGCAGCAUUUACUUCAAGUCUUUGGUCCUCCACGAUAACCUCAUUAACCUGGACACAGAGAUGGUUAACCCCUCUGUGUUCAGACAAGUUCUGGACUUCAUCUACACUGGGAAACUCCUGUCCUCAACAGACCAGAGCAGUGAGCAGAACUUCAGUGCCCUCUUAACCGCAGCUAGCUACCUCCAGCUCCAUGACCUUGCUGCUCUGUGCAGAAAGAAGCUUAAGCGCAGUGGUGGGAAACCCCUGCCAGGUAAACCCUCCACUCCAGGUCCCCUUAGCCGCUUACGCCUCAACAACCAGCACCUUUCCUCUUCAACCCCCACUGGCUCCAAUAACCACUAUCCUCCCACCUCUUCCGACGCUGACCAGCCACAGCCAGAUGAAGGCCUUCGGGACAAACUCUCAGAUGAUGAGAUGUUUGUUGGCAGCUCUGGGAAGAAUGGGAACGGGGGGAACGGAGGUAGUAAUGGUAGCCUCAGCAGUGGAGGAAGUGCUGGGGAGCCAGACCUUGGGCUAGAUCUGUCCAAGAAGAGCCCUCCCUCUGCGGGAACAGCCACUGAUGCCCUCAGCCCACACAGCAACUCCCAAGAAUCCCCCCAAUCUGCCUCAGUAUCCACAACCAACAGUGCCUCACUGGAUGACUCCUCAACCACCCUACCAGGUGUAGACAACUGUGGCUCAGACCCCAUGGAGGUCUCAUCAAAAGCUGAUGAUGCUCAAAACCAGCCUGACGGCCCCCCGCCCCAGAAGAAAACCAGACAGGGUUCCCGAAAAAAUGAAUGGCCUAAGAAAGAGGCAUCAGGGUUGAAGUCCGAGGAUCAUGACAGGCCUCUUGUUAACGGGGUAAUUGUGGGUCCUAAAGAUGGCCGGUCCUCAAGUGUUGGGGGCAAUGGUAGCAGCUUUGUGUCAGACCAGUGUAAAGAAGAAGAAGAGGGAGGAGAGAACGGCCAGGACCACAGUGAUGAGAGUGGGCAGAGUGAUGGAGAGAGUGCAGGAGGUGGAGGAAAUGGAGGGGGGCAUCACAGCGCCAACUACGUGUACCGCCAGGAAGGUUUUGAGCCAGCAUUUGGAGACAACCUCUAUGUCUGCAUUCCCUGUGGUAAGGGCUUUCCCAGUUCUGAACAGCUCAAUGCUCAUGUGGAGACGCACACUGAGGAUGAGCUCUAUAUCAAAGAGGAGGGAGGGACCUUCGUGAAAGAGGAAGAUGAGGAAGAGGCAGAGGACCUUUCAGCCACAGUGGGUCCCUCAAACUUUGGUUCGGAAACGCGUCCGUUCAAGUGCACAGUCUGCAGUAAGAGUUACAAAGACCCAGCAACGCUGAGACAACACGAAAAGAGCCACUGGCUGACCAGGCCCUUCCCCUGCAACAUCUGUGGCAAAAUGUUCACCCAGAGAGGCACCAUGACACGCCACAUGCGGAGCCACCUUGGCUUGAAACCGUUUGCAUGUGAAGAGUGUGGCAUGCGCUUCACACGCCAGUACCGCCUGACAGAGCACAUGCGUGUCCACUCUGGUGAGAAGCCGUACGAAUGCCAACUAUGCGGGGGGAAGUUCACCCAGCAGCGCAACCUCAUCAGUCACCUGAGAAUGCACACCUCACCCUCUUAGAAAUGCAUCAAGCCAAAGAACUCUGGGAAUAGAAUAAAAACAUUUCUCUACCUUUUUUUUUUUUUCAUCUCAAAAGCAAAGAAACGCACAUGUACACAUUCACAUGCAGACAGUUUUACAUAUAAGUCUAGUUUACGACGCCCUGGUUUAAGUGAAUGAUGUAGCUUUUAGCCACAGCGGGCUCUUGGUGACGGUGGGAUCUUGUCGAUGCAAGGAUCAUGUCAUCAUUUAUACUGAGUGAUGUCUGCUCACCUCUCAGGAGUUCAAGGGGAACAGUUUCCUCUUUUGUCUCUCUCCAAAGUCACGAAGCCAUGGUGGAGUGGCACGACUUCUGGUCUGCGUUACAAGUCUGUUAAAUGUGAAUGUGGGUACUGAUGUUAACGUCAAGCGCCCUCACCUCAUAACCCCUCGGCAGCCUUCCUCUCUUUUUGUUUUUACCAUUGAGUCGAUUUGAGUUUCCCAGAUUAUUCCUUGAAUGGCUAGCUUAAGAAUCCCAUCUGCACUCCAGUGCUACUUUGACCAAAAACCCGUGCAAGCAAACAAACAAUACUGGCAAUAAUUCAGCAAAAAGUUUAUUUUUACCCUGACAGCUUUAUAUCCUUUAUUAUGUUGGUGAUGGGCAUCUGUGUGUUAGAGGAGGGGUUACUGGGUUCGGGACCAUCUCCUUGCUUUAAAUAGAAAGCCCAGAGAAAAAGAAGGUUCCAAGUGGAAUGACAUUGGAUCAAGUUUUACUUUUACAGACGACAAAUACUCAAAGUCCUCUUCAUGGUAGUAUAGAGAGGAUGUUCAAUGUUUUCUUUUUUGCCUGCUUGUGCACCCAGGAGCGAAUCCUGGUCGGAAAGAUGAACCCCUUGAGGUACUUGUUUUACUUAAAGAACUUAUAAUGUUUCAGUGAAUGUUUAAACUGGAAGGUCUUGGGAUUUUUCUUGUCGA